AUGGCAUUGGAGAAAGAGGUUGAAACUGUCAUAGUUGGGAACUAUGAGGAAAUGGAAAGUAAAGGGAAGCCUAGGGAUAUAAAAUCCAGGUUAUUAAGCUUGUUCUGGCAUGGUGGCUCUGUUUAUGAUGCUUGGUUUAGCUGUGCUUCCAACCAGGUGGCUCAAGUUCUGCUUACGUUGCCAUGCUCAUUUUCCCAGCUGGGAAUGCUUUCUGGCACCCUUUUUCAACUCUUCUACGGCUUGCUGGGUUGCUGGACUGCUUACCUCAUUAGCGCACUCUACGUUGAAUACAGAACCAGAAAAGAGAGAGAAAAAUUUAAUUUCAGGAACCAUGUCAUCCAGUGGUUUGAGGUUCUUGAUGGGCUCCUAGGGAAGCACUGGAGAAACGUUGGUUUGGCCUUCAACUGCACAUUUCUUCUCUUUGGAUCUGUGAUCCAACUCAUAGCUUGUGCAAGCAACAUAUAUUACAUCAAUGAUAAUUUGGAUAAGAGGACUUGGACUUAUAUCUUUGGAGCAUGCUGUGCCACCACCGUGUUUAUCCCUUCCUUCCACAACUACAGAAUCUGGUCCUUUCUUGGUCUCCUCAUGACCACUUACACUGCUUGGUACCUCACUGUUGCCUCUCUCCUCCACGGCCAGGUGGAAGGGGUUAAGCAUUCGGGUCCUACUAAAUUGGUUCUAUAUUUUACGGGGGCCACAAACAUUCUCUACACAUUCGGAGGACAUGCCGUUACUGUGGAGAUAAUGCAUGCGAUGUGGAAGCCUCAAAAAUUCAAGUACAUAUACUUACUGGCUAGCCUGUAUGUGCUGACGCUGACGCUUCCAUCGGCAGCUGCAGUGUACUGGGCAUUUGGAGACAUGCUUCUAAAUCACUCCAACGCCUUUUCUCUCCUUCCAAGGUCCCCCUUUCGUGACAUGGCUGUCAUUUUAAUGCUCAUCCACCAGUUCAUAACAUUUGGGUUUGCAUGCACGCCACUGUAUUUGGUGUGGGAGAAAGCAUUAGGGAUACACGAGUGUAGGAGCCUCUGCAAACGUGCUCUUGCCAGAUUACCAGUGGUGAUCCCCAUAUGGUUUCUGGCCAUCGUCUUCCCCUUCUUCGGGCCCAUCAACUCCACCGUUGGAUCUCUUCUUGUCAGCUUCACCGUUUACAUCAUUCCCGCCCUCGCUCACAUCUUCACCUUCAAAUCACCCGCUGCUCGCCAGAAUGCGGUGGAACAACCUCCGAAGUUGGUGGGAAGAUGGGCAGGUGCAUACACGAUCAACGUAUUUGUGGUGGUGUGGGUUGUAGUGGUAGGGUUUGGAUUCGGUGGAUGGGCGAGUAUGGUUAACUUCAUACACCAGAUUGACACAUUCGGCUUCUUCACCAAAUGUUACCAGUGCCCCUCACCCACCUCCGUCCACCCACCACACCUCAACGCAACCGCGCCUUCUCCUCGCGCUCAUUAA
Sphenostylis stenocarpa is the source of this 1446-nucleotide messenger RNA. Lineage: Eukaryota; Viridiplantae; Streptophyta; Magnoliopsida; Fabales; Fabaceae. The record is from the annotation of a GenBank genome assembly.